Molecule: messenger RNA, 1320 nt
Organism: Pestalotiopsis fici W106-1
Lineage: Eukaryota; Fungi; Ascomycota; Sordariomycetes; Amphisphaeriales; Sporocadaceae
Exons: 1
Coding region: 1-1320 (439 amino acids)
Biological process (GO): regulation of translational fidelity
Cellular component (GO): cytoplasm
Molecular function (GO): tRNA binding; double-stranded RNA binding; nucleotidyltransferase activity
Source: RefSeq, a predicted model, not a curated record
AUGUCACAAGAUCUACCAGCUGUGACAACCCGAGUACUCAAAGUCAGUGGGGAAAAUUUGGGAAAAUUCGCAGACGGCGAGCAUGUGGGCAGCUGGGAGCUUGCCUCGGAAGACAAUGGCAGCCUCAAAGUCCUGAAAGAAGCAGCGGAAUACUUGAGAAGCAAAGACACACCCGUUGGCUUCCCAACAGAAACAGUGUACGGACUGGGCGCAGAUGCCACCAGGAGCGCCUCCGUAAAGGGAAUUUACUCAGCCAAGCGACGGCCUCAGGAUAAUCCUCUAAUUGUGCACGUCUCGGACCUUGAUAUGCUGCGGCGGUUGCUCGCACCAGAAAUGAACGGCUCAGCGAAUACCCAGCAAACAGAUGUGAUCCCCGAAAUAUACAAGCCGCUCAUUUCGAGGUUCUGGCCUGGCCCUCUUACGAUUUUGUUGCCAAACUCGGAGCCGUCUAAACUCGCGCCCGAAGUCACGGCAGGUCUCAAGACUUUUGGCGCUCGUAUGCCUUCUUCACCUCUGGCCUUGUCUCUUAUCAAGCUAGCAAACCGCCCGCUGGCCGCCCCGUCUGCAAAUGCUUCGACGCGCCCCUCAGCCACAACAGCUUCGGACGUCUUGGAGGAUAUGGAUGGCCGCAUUGAACUGAUACUAGAUGGCGGUUCUUGCCAAGUCGGAGUUGAGUCCACGGUCGUGGAUGGGCUGUGCUCCCCGCCAGUAGUACUACGACCGGGUGGAGUGACAUUGGACGAGAUUCGAAGUUGUCAAGGUUGGGAGGAUGUGCAAAUAGCAUACAAAGACCACGCCGAAACGAACGGCAAGGGCGAAGCGCCAAGGGCUCCCGGCAUGAAGUACAAGCACUAUAGUCCUAAAGCCAGGGUAAUAUUAUACGAGGCAUUUGUGGCAGACGGAGCCAAAGGAAUUUCCCAGGAGGAUUUGGCAAAGAUCGAGGCAUUGGCGACAUCUGCACACCAAGCUGGGCAAGCAUCGACCAAUAUAGGGGUAAUAAGGACGGAGAAAUGGACAUCGGGUGCUGGACUGCGUUGUGGCAGUUUGCAGGCAAAAGGCAAGUCACAGGACGGAGUGGUCGAACUUGACGUGCAAGAAAGCGAGCUGUUGAAUAAGGAGGGUGCUGUGGUUGGAAAAUUGUUCGAUCUGAGCAUAGGUCAGGACGCCAAGAGUGUUGCUCAAGGGCUAUUUCAAGCUCUGAGAGAGCUGGACAGAAGAAAGCCCGACCUGAUAUUUGUCGAGGGUAUCCCGGAUAAGAAUGAUAUCGCAGCAGCAGUCAUGAACAGACUACGGAAGGCUGCAGCGGAAAUCAGGUCAUAG